Molecule: messenger RNA, 3293 nt
Organism: Mastomys coucha (southern multimammate mouse)
Lineage: Eukaryota; Metazoa; Chordata; Mammalia; Rodentia; Muridae
Gene: Psip1
Product: PC4 and SFRS1 interacting protein 1
Exons: 16
Coding region: 344-1927 (527 amino acids)
Biological process (GO): regulation of transcription by RNA polymerase II
Cellular component (GO): nucleus
Molecular function (GO): transcription coregulator activity; double-stranded DNA binding
Source: RefSeq, a predicted model, not a curated record
UUGGUACGGCCCAGCGCUAGCGGGCGCCGAGCGGGAGCCGCGCGGGAGCGGCGCAGCGACAUCGGCGGCAGUGGCGGUGGCGGUUGCAGCUCGGAGCCGUUGAGACGCCUCUGCGGCAGCUGGUGGCGCAGGUGGCCGGCGUGGACGUGGGCAGGAGCGGCCAGCGCGCCCCGCAAGCCCCAGCGCCACCGCCCGGCAGGCGCGUCGGGACACCCCGAGGCAUCCUCCCCCGCCCGCGGGCCCGCCAGUCCCCAGCUCGCGUCUGUGUUCUGCUUGCAUCUCCUGAUCGCGGCUGCGCUGCUCCCCCUUCUGGUCUUGGGACUCCCGGCGUCGCCCCUCAAACAUGACUCGCGAUUUCAAACCUGGAGACCUCAUCUUCGCCAAGAUGAAAGGUUAUCCUCAUUGGCCAGCUCGAGUAGAUGAAGUUCCUGAUGGAGCUGUAAAACCACCCACAAACAAACUACCCAUUUUCUUUUUUGGAACCCAUGAGACUGCUUUUUUAGGACCAAAGGACAUAUUUCCUUACUCAGAAAAUAAGGAAAAAUAUGGCAAGCCAAAUAAACGAAAAGGUUUUAAUGAAGGAUUGUGGGAGAUAGAUAACAAUCCGAAAGUGAAAUUUUCAAGUCAACAGGUAUCAACCAAACAGUCAAAUGCAUCCUCUGAUGUUGAAGUGGAAGAAAAAGAAACUAGUGUUUCAAAGGAAGAUACUGAUCAGGAAGAAAAGGCCAGCAAUGAAGAUGUGACUAAAGCAGUUGACAUAACUACUCCAAAAGCUGCCAGGCGAGGAAGAAAGAGAAAGGCUGAAAAACAAGUAGACGCUGAAGAGGCCGGAAUGACUGCAGCAACUGCUUCUAAUGUGAAAGCAAGUCCUAAGAGAGGACGACCUGCGGCUGCUGAAGUCAAGAUUCCAAAGCCAAGAGGCAGACCUAAAGUGGUGAAACAGCCUUGCCCGUCAGACAGUGACAUGGUUAUUGAUGAAGACAAAAGUAAAAAAAAGGGCCCAGAGGAAAAACAACCUAAAAAGCAGCUUAAAAAGGAGGAAGAAGGCCAAAAGGAAGAAGAGAAGCCACGAAAAGAGCCAGAUAAGAAAGAGGGAAAGAAAGAAGUUGAAUCUAAACGGAAAAAUUUACCUAAACCAGGGGUUACAUCAACCUCUGAUUCAGAAGAUGAAGAUGAUCAAGAAGGUGAAAAGAAGAGAAAGGGUGGAAGAAACUUCCAGGCUGCUCACAGGAGGAACAUGCUAAAAGGCCAACAUGAGAAAGAAGCUGCAGAUAGGAAACGCAAGCAAGAGGAACAAAUGGAAACUGAGCAGCAGAAUAAAGAUGAAGGAAAGAAGCCAGAAGUUAAGAAAGUGGAGAAGAAGCGAGAAACAUCAAUGGAUUCUCGACUUCAAAGGAUACAUGCUGAAAUUAAAAAUUCACUCAAAAUUGAUAAUCUAGAUGUGAACAGAUGCAUAGAGGCACUGGAUGAACUUGCUUCACUUCAGGUAACAAUGCAACAAGCUCAGAAACACACAGAGAUGAUCACAACCCUGAAGAAAAUACGGCGGUUCAAAGUCAGUCAAGUUAUCAUGGAAAAGUCUACAAUGCUAUAUAACAAGUUUAAGAAUAUGUUUUUGGUUGGUGAAGGAGAUUCAGUCAUCACCCAAGUGCUGAACAAAUCUCUUGCUGAACAAAGACAGCAUGAGGAAGCAAAUAAAACCAAAGAUCAGGGGAAGAAAGGGCCAAACAAAAAGCUAGAAAAGGAACAAACAGGUACGAAGAGCCUAAAUGGCGGAUCUGAUGCUCCAGAGAGUAAUCAUCCACAACAUAAUGGCGACAGUAACGAAGAAAGCAAGGACAGCCGUGAGGCCAGCAGUAAGACAAAGCCACCUGGAGAAGAGAGAGAAGCUGAACUAUCUCUGAAGGAGUCUACACUAGAUAACUAGGUUGGCAGAUUUCAGAUGUAAUGAAUAAGAGAGAAGUCUGUCGUGAGUGACUUCAUUUGAAAUACUUAGGCUGCUGAAAGGUUUAAAGUUUUAUAAGCAUAGGUUUUGAUGUUUAAGUAGUUGGGGGGAAGAAAAACCCUUUAUAUUUGUGUAAAAGUCAACUAUUGCUAAUUUCCCGUGUGCAGUAUUAACAGCUCCGUCAUCUAGUUUAAGAGUAAGGGAAACCUACUUAGAAAGGUUAACCUGCUUUAUAGACAUGACUGUGGUGUACUUUCAGUUAGUGUGUAGUUAAUGUGUAAUUGGUAGAAGGGCGGUUAUAUUUUAAAACUGCUACUUGUAUGAAUCUUUCCUCUUUCCCAAAUACCGUGGGUUUUGUGCAUAGUUUUUACAAAUACUGGAUUUACCAGACUGUCUUUUCACUGUUUGUGGGUUUUUUAGAAGUUGAGCAUUUUUAUGGAUGAUAAAGUGAAUGUUACUUCUAAGUACUCACUCCUUUUAUCAGAAGUUAACCUCAGUCCAUUGUGCUACAUUAGCUUGCCUCUGUGAUAAUGUGUAGUCUGUAUGACAACUAGAUAUACACCAGGUUGUUAUAGAAGGUACAAAUUUGUUUACUUUCCAAAGUAAUUUAGUUUUAGGACUGGGAUUUCAGUGGCAUUAGAACUAAAGAGAACAGACUGGUAUAUCUACAUAUAGGAAGUCCAUCUACAAUCCUUUAUAGCUACUAGUCACAAAAACCUAAAACUAGUUUGUUUUUAAUCUUACACUCAUUAAGAAGGUCACACCCAUUAAGGUGUGUGUUUUCUUUUUUUAAAAUUACAAUCAAUCCAUGAUGCUUAUAAGUGAUAAAUAAGAAAACUAAUUGAAAACAUGGACAUAUUGGGAUGGGAUUUUUAGUUUCUCUAUCAGACAUAUCAGAGGAUACAGAUAAAAACAAACAUCAAUUGUUCCAAGAGGAAGUAACCAGAUAGUCCAUACAAACAAACAUGGACUUUCACUGUUAAAUUUAGGGAUAACAUUUCAAAGGUAUUAUGAGUAAUCGGGUCAGUUAUUGGUUUUUAAUAGGUAGGAAAGCUUGAAAUUCUUAGGAAAGAGACUUAAUACCAGUGUUUGUGUGCGAUGCGAUUAAAUAUGUUCUUGAUUUCUCAGAUAAUUAUUUUCAUCUAUGUAAAAAUUACUUCAAUAAUUGGACUUUUGCUUUGAUAGCUCUUACAAUUUAACUACUGUUUUGAGCAAAUGCUGUACAUUAUAUAUACACCAGUCUUCUGUUUUGUCCUUAGCACAUUUUUAACUUGGACAAAAAUUAUUCUAGUUAAGCCAUAAGUGUCAAUGUGUAAAUUGUUUUAAUUAAAAAGUUUUUUCUACCAAA